Messenger RNA from Anoplophora glabripennis (Asian longhorned beetle), 869 nucleotides. RefSeq names its product ninjurin-2-like. The record is from RefSeq and is a predicted model, not a curated record. Gene Ontology annotation, biological process: cell adhesion; tissue regeneration. The coding region runs from base 85 to 777 and encodes 230 amino acids. Lineage: Eukaryota; Metazoa; Arthropoda; Insecta; Coleoptera; Cerambycidae. Gene Ontology annotation, cellular component: membrane. The transcript is spliced from 4 exons.
GCAGAUACCGUUGAGGACCAGUUUACCAGAACUAAAGACCGAAUUGUGAUGUUUUGUGUUGUGUCGGUGGUUAAUCCGUGAAACAUGGAUGUGAACAGCAAAAUCGAUAGUAAUUACGAUAAUAACGAUAAUUACGACGUUUCAAUUAAUAUACCAGAGGUUAAGCUUCGGCCUGAAAGAGGUUUGUGCAAUGGACUGUCAUCUGAAGAAACCUUAAUUAUUGAACCUGAAAUGACCAAAGUAAUUAUAGCUGAAAGCGCUGCUUCCAGAAAAAGUCGAAGGCAAGAUGAAAAAGGAAAGGAUAGCGACUCUGGCAAUAGUGAGCACGAAACUGAAAAAAACUUUGACGAAUUGGACGGGCCCGACAAAAAAAUGCGUCUUGUAGAAGAGGAAAUGUCACUUCCUGAAGAAAUAGAAAUUGAAGAGGCAGAAAGCAAAAAGGUCAACAGUUUUGCUGCUAAAAAGACAGUUGCACAAGGUAUGAUGGACAUAGCCCUGAUUACAGCCAACGCGAAUCAACUCCGCUACAUAAUAGAAUUUAAUAGCAAGAGUUCGACAUUCUAUCUGAUCGUCAUUCUAAUAUCGUUUUCACUGGUGCUACAAGUUGGCGUUGGAAUGGCGUUAAUAUUUAAGGGAAGGUUGGAUAUCAAAGGCCGAUCGAAAGACCCGGAUGCAAAGAGGAUAAACAACUACGUUGUCGUUGCCAUCUUCCUCGUCACCAUCAUCAAUGUCUUCAUAGCUAGCUUCACAGUUACCGGAAAUAAUAACAAUGUAUAAGAAUGCGGUUUGGGUUAACUAUUUUUAACAAAUAUAAUUAAAAUAAUAAUACACAUGUCUGUAUAUAUUUAUAAUUUUUUAUUAAAUAGUUA